GUCGCUCAGAAACUAGUAUAUGUAUAUUUUAAUAUAAAAACGUAAAAAGGAAAAAAAAUAUUAUAUUUUUCCGGGUGGUCGUAGAUCGGAUCUGAAUCAUCAGAAUUCACGACUCAUAAGCAGUUAAAUCUAUUCGAUCAACGAGAUUCCAGGAGUAAGCAGGGUUUUACGAUCACACCGACAAAUAUGAAAGAAAGAAAAUCUGCCAAGUUGAAUCAUCAAGACAGCGAUGAACAGAUCCACCACCAAAACAGUCACCUGGCUUCCUUCAAGUUCGCCAAAUUGUUCGACUCAGAAGCUUCCUGGGACAAGGAUCAACUAGGAGAUGUGUUGCAUUGGAUCAGGCAAGUUGUUGGCUUACUCUGCGGUUUGCUUUGGGGUGCUAUUCCUUUGGUUGGUGGCAUUUGGCUUCUUCUGUUUCUGGCGAUCUCCUCGGGCAUAGUAUAUGGUUACUAUGCGUUGAUUCUAAAGAUCGAUGAAGAAGACUAUGGGGGUCAUGCAGCUCUUCUCCAGGAUGGUUUAUUUGCUUCUCUAAGUGUGUUCCUGCUAGCGUGGAUUCUGGUGUAUAGCUUGUCUAGCUUCUGAUAGAGACACAAGUGUCUUGCGCUUAAGUGUUGCUUUUGCCUCUGCUCGGAAGAAGUUUAGGAGAAUGUGCCCUUUCACGGUUUCUUCGAUUACAGUCUUCUUUACGCUGCUCUUGAUGCUUUUGUGUUUCUUAAGAUGGGAACUAGCAUUGGUACAUCUUGUGGGGUUUUGCUUUAGUUUUGUCUACUAUACUCUUUUUUUAUCUGUUUAAUAAAUUAAGUAUUAUGUGUUUAUGCUACAAAAGGGUAAUUUUUUCCAGGGUUACUCUA
Messenger RNA from Brassica rapa (field mustard), 854 nucleotides. RefSeq lists its product as uncharacterized. The record is from RefSeq and is a predicted model, not a curated record. NCBI's taxonomy places the organism in Eukaryota, Viridiplantae, Streptophyta, Magnoliopsida, Brassicales, Brassicaceae. Gene Ontology annotation, biological process: mitochondrial respirasome assembly.